Paraphaeosphaeria sporulosa is the source of this 1224-nucleotide messenger RNA. Its product is annotated as S-adenosyl-L-methionine-dependent methyltransferase. The record is from RefSeq and is a predicted model, not a curated record. The coding region runs from base 1 to 1224 and encodes 407 amino acids. The transcript has 3 exons. Gene Ontology annotation, molecular function: O-methyltransferase activity. NCBI's taxonomy places the organism in Eukaryota, Fungi, Ascomycota, Dothideomycetes, Pleosporales, Didymosphaeriaceae.
AUGCCUACCCUCGCCGAUCUCGCCCGAGAAAUCCUCCGCAAUGCCGAAUUUAUUGACGGUGCGGCUUCACGACCCGAAGAUGCGGCAGGCCUGGACGUCGAGACAGCUCGAACUGCGCUCCUCGAUGCAACGCAUAGAUUGAUACUGCAGAGCCAGUCUCCAGAGUCAUACAUGUUCCAGCAGAUGUGGAGCAUAACCGACACGUUCAUCCUCCGCAUGAUUUACACCCUCAACCUCCCCCGGCACGUGCCGCUCGUCGGGUCAACCACAUACACCGCCGUCGCCGCUCAAGUUGACGUCCCUCUGGACCAUCUCAUCCGCCUCGUCCGCUAUGCCAUCACAAUCGGCUACUUCACCGAGCCUAUCCCGGACCACGUCGCGCACUCGCCCGCAUCCCGCCUGCUAGCAGUCAACCCCGACGCAUUCGACGCAAUGGGCAUGAUCCUGAACGAGCUCGGCCCCUCGACACAUGCUUUUCCCGCAGCACUGACCCGCUUCGCUGCAAGCGAAGAGCCAAACGAAACAGCGUACAACAUUGCAAACGACACCGAUCUGGCUAUCUACGACUUCCUCGCUCAGCACCCUGAGCGCGCGCGCAGAUUCGGCGGCGCAAUGCGCUUCUUCAGCGGUGGCGGCGGGAACUAUAUCCAGGCUCUUCUUGACGCUUUCCCCUGGACGGACGCCGCCAAUGAUAGAGAUGACUUCGUCGUCGUAGACGUCGGGGGCGGGCACGGUAGCGUGGCAGUUGCGCUUGCAGGGCAUACAGCGCACAUGCGGUUCAUAGUCCAGGAUAAGGAGGAAACCGUUGCGGAGGGGCGCAACGUGCUGCCUGCCGCGUUGGAGGGCAGAGUGGAGUUCCAGACGCAUGACUUCUUCACUCCUCAGCCCCUCGCUGCAGACAUUUACUUCUUCCGGUGGAUCUUCCACAAUUGGAGCUACAAGUACUGUGUCCGGAUCCUCCAGAAUCUGGUCCCGGCAUUGAAGCCCGGCGCGCGCAUCAUGGUCUACGAGCAUGUAGUGGAGCCUGGCGUCGAUGUGCUGCUCAGCAAGAAGAAGGAGAGAUACCUAGACUUGUUCAUGCUCUGUGCGUACAACAGCCGAGAGCGUACGGAGGAAGAGUGGCGCGCUCUAUUUGCGGCGGUAGACAGCAGGUUUGUGUUUCAGAGCGUGACUGCGGUUGCGGGUGCGUCGCUGAGUCUCGUCGAGGCGGUGUGGAGGGGGUGA